CCGCAGUGGCUGCGGGAAGUUGUGGAUAAGCAGACGCUGAUCUUCCUCGUAGUAACCUUGUCCUAGAAGAGCGGCGGAGCUUGCCUCUUGCGCGUGCGAAGCUCCAUCGCAUCACAUCCAGCGGCGGGGCAGCGGAGGCGCCAGAUCACAAGAACUUCGGACGGCGACGCGGACUCCGCUAGCAUCAUGAAUGAAGCUGACAGUCCGGCGGGCGAGCGUCCCAUCUUCGACGCAUCGAAAUUUCCCUUGGGGGACGCCAAGAUUUUGCCAGACUACACGCAACUGAAAGCUCCCGAUGACAUCGACAACAUGACGAGCCAGUUGAUCGAAGGCUCCUACUCGCCGAUGAAAGACGUCGCGCCGAACCCGUUUCAUUAUCGUAUCCACCUCACCCGGGCCGACAAGAUCAAGGUGGCCCUGAUGUCGGUGUUCGUGGUUCCGAUACGCAUCGUCUUGAUCAUAUUCUUCCUGCUGCUCACCUGGUUCGGCUGCUACCUGGGUCAACUUGGCCUUUCGCACAAGGACCGCACAGAGAAGCCACUCACGGGAUUCCGCAGGGCCAUCCAAAGCGCGUCCCGAGAGUGCGUGCUCAUGUGCGUGCGCUCCGCUGGCUUCGUGCUGCGGACGGUGGGGCGGGCCGCGCCCGCCCACGAGGCUCCCAUCCUGGUGGCCGCGCCGCACUCCUCCUUUUUCGACACAGUGGCCGCCAUGCACGGCAACCCGGUGCCUUCGGCCGUCGUGCGCUCCAAGAGCAAGGGCAUGUUCUUCCUCGGCACCAUCUUGAACUUCACUCAGCCCGUGUACGUGAAGCGGAGCGACCCCAACUCGCGCCACAACACUGUGCGGGAGAUCACCCGCCGCGCUACCUCCAAGGAGCCUUGGUCCCAGGUGAUCAUCUUCCCGGAGGGAACCUGCACUAACCGUUCCUGCCUCAUCACCUUCAAGCUGGGUGCCUUUGUUCCCGGAGUCCCAGUCCAGCCUGUUCUCAUUCGGUACCCGAAUGAACUGAAUACCCUCAUAUGGACAUGGGAUGGCCCCUCUGCCUUUGAGACCUUAUGGUUGACCUUGUGCCAGUUACGAACACACAUGGAAAUUGAGUACCUUCCUGUCUAUGUCCCAAGUGAACGGGAGAAGAAAGACCCCAAGCUUUAUGCUGAAAAUGUUCGCUGCUUGAUGGCCAAGGCCCUGCGAAUUCCACUUUCAUCAUAUUCAUAUGAUGAUCUCAAACAGACAGAUGUGGAGGACAGUGCUCGUGUGAAGACAGUUGUGUGCAAUCGCCUGCAGCAGCUCAUCAGUAGGAAUUGCAUCCAGUUCCGAGAUAUAAGUGAUGUGAUUCUCAAAGUGAAAGCUGCCAUAAAGAACCGUGACAGCUCAAGGGUGAGCUUUUUAGAGUUUGUUGCUAUCCUUGGAGUGCCCUCAGACCACAUUUCCAAGAACAUCUUUGAGGCUCUUGAUAUAGAUCAAACAAAGCAAGUGGACUUGCGGGCUGUCCUGGCUGCUUUUUGGUUGGUUCACAAGUCUGAAAGGUAUCAGACCAAAAAAGCUUUUGAGGCAUUUUGUGAUGGUAGCAAUGGAAUACGUUUGGAGGACUUUGCACAACUUAUCUGGAUUCUUCUUGCACUUCCAAAGUCUGCAGCCAUGUCAAUGUUUCAGAAGAUUGACACUGCUGCCCUGGGGCGAAUUUACUUUGAAGACUUCAAGGAAUUCAUUUCGAUGACAAAAUGGGCUGACAUCUUGGCGUCACCGUUGGGCAACAAUGACUUACAAGAUGGAGACAAAUGUGUGCCAAGCAAAGAAGAGUGAUAAGGGACAGUUGCCGUGACUGUAGAUACACACUGUGUUUGUUUUCUUUUGUGAUUUUUAUUGUUUUAAACCAGGAACUGCCAGUUCUCUUUUAGUCACAGAUUUCAAAUGUCAUUUGUUUCACUCAGUGUAAGAUAUUUAUAUUUUUCAUUGUGAGAGACCAUUUCCUGCAGAGAGCAUGGCCACUAUGGUCCUUGGAGCCUAGUGCUAGUCACUUGGCAAAGUGCUGGACUUCCUUACAUGGGACCAGAUGCCAUGGGUGCUGGUUUUUAAUCUGUCCCCACUUUUCUUAGUGGAAGCAGUGUGACAUAGCAUUGCACUUAGAUUUAGUAUAUGUUCUAUGUACAUAACAAGCUCCACCCUUGACAAAAAUUGCUGUAAGUGGUGCACUUACAAGUAAUGCGGCCAAAGCAUGCAGUGAUGCUGGAAGGAAAUACUACUUGUGCAGCUUUUGCUUGCUGUUCAGCCCAGUUGGCCUUGUAGACUCACCUUUGUAAAAGUGAUUGGUAGACCUUUCUGGUGUCGGGUGUUUUGCCCCACAGGACUUUUCACCUAGCUCUUUGCAUUUGGAUGCCAUCUUUUAAGAUUGUUUGAUAAACAAGCUGUUUUAUGGUGAGGCUGUGCUUUAUGGCACUUGCAAAUGCUCUGAGCUUGGCUUCAGUUUGGAAACAGCCAUAUUUUACUACUGUUUAAAUCUUGGAAGUUACCGUUACAGCUUACACUAUAUACCAAUGGCCUUUUUAUAUGUUUUGGAACUGAGUGUAGUAUAUAGCACUGCUUGGUACUGCGUGUGCCUAAGAAGGAAUGCAAUGGAAGUAGUAGUCCAGUGUACUUCUUCAUUUACACACCAGGUGCGUAACCAUAUUACAAAACUCUGCCCUGAAAUGGUACUUGUAGGCUUGGCCGGUGUUAGCUGAUGGCUGCCUUUAAGCCUCUUUGCUUUGUCCCAAUUCAGGGAGCUCACUCAUGCUGCAAGUUAGUGACCUGCCUGAAUAAUGCUGACGUGUUUUGUGAAUUUCAACACCAACAAUUGAGGCUUUGAAAGACUUUGCAAAAGUAAGUGUACUAUGACCAUCAUGAAGUAGGCUCUUGCUUUUAACGCAUUGUUGUUCACGUUUGUAGAUAUUUUUUAUCUAUUGAAAACAUGCAGUGGAUGACAAAUGUGGAAGUGGGCAA
Dermacentor silvarum is the source of this 2979-nucleotide messenger RNA. RefSeq names its product lysophosphatidylcholine acyltransferase 1-like (gene LPCAT). The coding region runs from base 187 to 1803 and encodes 538 amino acids. The record is from RefSeq and is a predicted model, not a curated record. The transcript has 14 exons. NCBI's taxonomy places the organism in Eukaryota, Metazoa, Arthropoda, Arachnida, Ixodida, Ixodidae.